Molecule: messenger RNA, 8711 nt
Organism: Thunnus maccoyii (southern bluefin tuna)
Lineage: Eukaryota; Metazoa; Chordata; Actinopteri; Scombriformes; Scombridae
Gene: diaph2
Product: diaphanous-related formin 2
Exons: 30
Coding region: 833-4201 (1122 amino acids)
Biological process (GO): actin cytoskeleton organization; actin filament polymerization
Cellular component (GO): cytoplasm; actin filament
Molecular function (GO): small GTPase binding; microtubule binding; actin binding
Source: RefSeq, a predicted model, not a curated record
AGGCUAUAAAAUUGAAAGGCCUGUAAAAUAAAGCAUUACCAAAAACCAGAAAAAUAUAGGCCUACAUUUGUCCUAUACGCAAACAUACACACACACAUGAUGCACUCUAUUAUAUAACUGGAUAACUAUAAGUUAACUUACAUAACAAUAACAAAAGCUGUUCAUUCAGUUCGCUAAUCAUCACUCAUACAGACACACAUUCAAAGAGUGUAUGUCUGUGUGUGAUAAAAACACACACGCACACACAGGAUGUGUUGCGUUGCCGCGGAUUCCCGCCCUGCUUCCUAACCGCGGUCAGCCUUUUAUAAUUCACUCAUGAGCUACAUCUAUUCUUACAACUGGAUGAAUCCCAUCCGCUUGCUGUGAAAUCAGACUGACCUCCUCGUCACAGCACUCCUCUUCCCUCCGACGCCACGCGACCUUGUGACUGUCAGCCAAUCGGACCAAUAACUGCCGGAAUCCCCACUCUUUACGCAUCCCAACGACCAAUCAGAACCCGGGUGGGCGGAAUCACGGUGGGCCCUGGUAUUCAGGUUUGGUUGCAAAGAUAGCCUUUACUCGCUGUGAGAAGUGACUUGCUGCUAAGGAACACAUCAGGACGGAUACUACCACACCUAAAAAGCAGCCUCCUCGACUGUUGGAUACCGUUCGGGAAAUAUUUUGAAGCGGUCAACAUGAAUUUAUUCUUUACCUUUUAACGGAAUGGAUUUUGAAAAGACCUAACCUGGAUGGUUUGCUGUACAAGUGUUGCUACAAGCCUACUGGUGGAGUUUGCCAACUUUUGAGGAGGUCACAUCAAGUCUUUUAAGAGGGGAACUAACUUAAAGCCAACAUGGAUCAAGCCAGCGGUGGGGAGGACCCGAAUAAAUCCUCUAAAAAGAAGUCCAGUGAGGAUGAGGGCAAAAACAAAAAGCUGAACAUACACAUAAAAACAUUGGCUGAUGAUAUGCGUGAUCGUAUUACCAGUUUCAGAAAAACAGGGAUGAAGAAGGAGAAGCCCCUUAUACAGCACCCUACAGAUCCCCUCUCUACCCAGACUGAACUGCCGGUUCCUCAGCCCCUAUUUGAUGACCGCUCCAUGAACCUCUCAGAAAAGGAGAUUAUUGACCUCUUUGAGAAGAUGAUGGAGGACAUGAACCUGAAUGAAGAACGCAAAGCCCCCCUGCGUGGAAAGGACCUAAGCACCAAACGUGAGAUGGUAGUCCAGUACAUCUCAGCCACUGCUAAAUCCAUAACUGGGAGCAAAGUUGCGGGUGGACUAAGGAACAGCAAGCAUGAAUGUACACUUUCAUCCCAAGAAUACGUCCAUGAGCUGCGUUCUGGCAUCACAGAAGAAAAGCUGCUUAAUUGCCUGGAGUCCCUCAGAGUGUCUCUCACAAGUAACCCCGUCAGUUGGGUUAAUAACUUCGGUCAUGAGGGUCUUGGCCUUCUUCUGGAUGCUCUGGAGAAGCUGUUGGACAAGAAACAGCAAGAGAAUAUCGAUAAACGGAACCAGCAUAAACUCAUCCAGUGCUUGAAGGCUUUCAUGAACAAUAAGUAUGGACUGCAAAGGAUCUUGGGAGACGAGCGAAGCCUGUUGCUACUGGCACGAGCGAUUGACCCCAAACAGACCAACAUGAUGACAGAGAUUGUCAAAAUUCUCUCUGCUUUCUGUAUUAUUGGAGAGGAAAACAUCCUGGAUAAGAUUCUAGCUGCAAUGACAAUUGCUGCAGAGAGGAACAAUAAAGAGAGAUUUGCUCCAAUUGUGGAAGGACUGGAGAACCAUGAGGCCCAGCAGCUCCAGGUUGCUUGCAUGCAGCUGAUCAACGCCCUGGUUACCUCUCCGGAUGACCUAGACUUCCGGAUACAUCUACGCAAUGAGUUCCUAAGAUGUGGCCUCAAGAAGAUCCUACCUGAGCUAAAAGAGACAGAGGAGCUAGACAUCCAGCUGAAGGUAUUCAAUGAGAACAAGGAGGAGGACUCUAUCGAACUCUCACAUCGCCUGGAUGACAUCCGUGCUGAGAUGGAUGAUAUGAGUGAGGUGUACCAUCUCCUGUCCAAUAUGGUGAAAGACACUGGGUCAGAGGCCUACUUCCUGUCAAUCCUCCAGCACCUAUUGCUCAUCAGGAAUGAUUACUACAUCAGGCCUCAGUACUACAAGGUGAUCGAAGAAUGCGUGUCUCAGGUGGUCCUGCAUCGCAGUGGGAUGGACCCUGACUUUGGCUACAGUAAACGAUUGGAUGUGGACUUCACCCACCUGAUCGAUCAGUGCGUAGAUAAAGCCAAAGUUGACGAGAGUGAGCAGAAGGCUGCAGAGUACUCCAAAAAGUUUGAUGAGGAGUUCAGUGCACGGCAGGAGGCCCAGGCUGAGUCUCAAAAGAAGGAAGAGAGAAUCAAAGAGUUAGAGGGGAAGAUCCAGGCCCUGGAGUCCCAGGUUAAAGCCGGUCCAACUGCGCCCGGAGCACCACCUCCACCUCCUCUACCAGGGGGUGCAGCAGCUCCACCUCCUCCUCCACCCCCUCCUCCUCCACCUCCACCGGGUGGCUGUCCUCCACCUCCUCCACCUCCUCCUCUCCCUGGCCAUGCCGGCAUUCCACCACCACCACCUCCUCCUCCAGGUGGAGGACCUCCACCUCCCCCCCCACCCCCUGGGUGUGGACCCCCACCACCUCCGCCUUUCUUUGGGGGCCCAGGUGGGCCUCCGCCACCUCCAGCAUUGCCUGUUGUUAAACUGCCUUAUGGACUGCAGCCCAAGAAGACCUACAAGCCUGAAACUGUGAUGAAGAGGGUCAACUGGACCAAGAUAGUGCCUCAGGAAAUGGCAGAGAAUUGCAUCUGGAUCAAAGUCAAAGAAGAGAAGUUUGAGAAUCCUGACCUAUUUGCUCAGCUCUCCCUCUGCUUCUCUUCACAGAGCAAAGUGAAAAAAGAUGUGAAAGAUGAGACUGAUGACAGAAUGCCACAAUUCAAGAAAAAGGCAAAAGAGCUUCGCAUCUUGGAUGCCAAGACAGCACAGAAUCUUUCAAUUUUCUUGGGCUCGUUCCGCCUGCCUUAUGAAGAGAUCCGGGACAUUGUGCUGGAGGUAGACGAGGAAAGACUGAGCGAAUCACUCAUCCAGAACCUGAUAAAGAACCUGCCAGAGCAGAAAGAGCUGAAUUCGCUAGCGGAACUAAAGGGUGAAUAUGAAGAGCUGGUGGAGUCGGAGCAGUUUGGCAUUGUGAUGAGUUCAGUAAAGCUCCUACGACCACGUCUCAACGGCAUCCUGUUCAAGCUGACGUUUGAGGAGCAGGUGAAUAACAUCCGGCCAGACAUCAUGAAUGUGACAUUCGCCUGUGAGGAGGUGAAGAAGAGUGACGGUUUUAGCAAGCUGCUGGAGCUGGUGUUGCUGGUUGGCAAUUACAUGAAUGCUGGCUCAAGGAAUGCCCAGACAUUUGGUUUCAACGUCAACUUCCUCUGCAAGCUUCGAGACACUAAAUCCAUCAGUCAGAAUACAACACUUCUUCAUUUCCUGGCUGAGAAGUGUGAAGAGACUUAUCCAGAGAUUCUGAGGUUUCCAGAUGAGCUGGAGCAUGUGGAGAAUGCCAGUAAAGUGUCUGCUGAGAUCUUAAAAGGCAGUUUGACCACCAUGGAACGUCACAUCCAGAGGCUUGAGAACGACAUCGAGAACUUCCCUAAAACGGACGACCAACAAGAUAAGUUUGUGGAAAAGAUGUCGGGCUUCUGCAAGCAUUCACGGGAGCAGUAUGAAAAACUGUCCACCAUGCACAAGAACAUGCAAAAGCUCUACGAGAGCAUAGGCAGCUAUUUUGCCUUUGACCCCCACUCGGUCAGUGUGGAGGAUUUCUUCGGAGAACUGGCCCACUUCCGCAUCCUCUUCUUGGAAGCAGUGAAGGAGAACCACAAGAAGAGGGAGAUGGAGGAGAAGAUCAAGAGAGCCAAGCUGGCGAAGGAGAAAGCUGAGCGUGAGAAGCAGGAGCGCCAGCAGAAGAAGAAGCAGCUGAUUGACAUGAACAAAGAGGGAGAUGAAACUGGUGUCAUGGACAGCCUAAUGGAAGCUCUACAGUCCGGAGCAGCCUUCCGUGAUCGGCGAAAACGGACACCACGCAAUGGUGAUCAAAGCCCUUCCAGUCCAGCCUCUCGGUGGCCGGGUGCUAACUAUGACAACCGCCGUGCAGUCCUGGAAAGGUCUCGUUCACGCCACAACGCAAAUCACCAAGCUCGAUGAUCGCCCGCGCCUAUCAUAAGACGCUAGAUAAGUGCCAAAGAGGCCUGCGAGGAGGAGACCUGGAAGACAUCUGAAAGACGGGACAGACCAGACGUCACUGUGGCGCGCACACACACACACACACACACACAGACGCAAAACACUCUCACGCAUACACACACACAGCACCAAGUACGGAACAAAUAGGCCUAAAGAAGCCACACAGAACUAAAGGAUCUACAGUACAUCACUCACAGACAUUUAAUUUUCAUGCUGUUCGUCUGACGCCUUAUAUAUUUAUUCAUUACUUUCUCAUCACUCAAAAUGUCUGUGUCCUCUCUAGAUGGUUUGAUUCAUAGGAAAAGGAACAUUUUUUUUUUUUUUUAGGCUGCUGCUGUUGGAAAUGAAAGAUUUUCACUGCUUGAAAAUCCAUUUUGAUUUCUGCAAGCCUUCUAAUCUAAUCCUUUUUUUUUUUUUUUUUUAAACCAAAACACCAUAGUUCAUACUGUUUUGACAUGAAACAUGCAGUAUAUUAAAAAUAGACAUUCAGCCCAGAAGGACGGCACCAUAAUGUAUGCUUAUCACUCAGAAGAACAUACUGCCGCACAGAGUACAUGCAACAAAGGGCCAGUGGCCAGCUGUUCUUCACAGGAAAAAACCUGGAUUCAACACCCAUGUUGGCAGUUCUACAACCUGCUUUUCUUUCUUUUUUUUUUUUCUUUUUUUAUUGCUGAACUCUUAACUCUGUCAACCCCUCCUUCACCUCACAUGCAGGCAAUUACUAAUAGUCAAUGUACCCAGAGUCCACAUGAAUCAUUUCGUUUCAUUACAUAUCCCACAAAGCCAAAAAAGCUGGCCCCCGUCUACGCCGAUAUGUCAGAGCAUGUGACUCAUGGAUCUUGAGAGUGUAAUCUCCAUUUUGACAAGAUGCAUUUUAUUUUUAGUUCUGUAAUAUCUAACCGAUGCCUGCGGGUGCUGAUCUCUGUCCCAAGGUCACUUUUGCUGUUAACGUGAGAGACUGACACAUUUCUAAAUGCAUAUAACUGCCUGGAGGAGUUAACAUGACCGUUUGACCUUUCCCGAGGUCACACAGGUUUUCAGAGUUUGAUUAUACAAAGUCUAUUUCUCUCUUUCUUUUUUUUUGGUUAAAUAUAUGAAGGCUCUAAAAAAGAAUUACAUCUGUUUGGUCACAAAUUGUUAAAUGUUUUACUCCACUCAGAUUUACCACAACUUAUUUUCAGUGGAUGUUUUUUUUUUUUUUUCCAAAGAAAUAAGCUCUGUGGGAAAACUAAAAUACACACUUUUAGUUAAAAAAUGAUUAUCUCCUCAAAGAAACAUAUCCACAUUAAAAAAACAACGUGUAAUUAAUAGAAACAGCUAAUGUUCUACCGCUUAAAAUUCACAGUUGAGAUAUUAACAAGUAUCAUUUAUAUCAUUGAACUAAAUGCAAAGCGAAGGCUUAAUAUGAACCACAGGCCGUAUUCUGUGCAUAAAUUGAAAACCCUGUGAGUAAAAAGCAUUCAAACUCUAACGAGAAAAUCCAUGGUUUUAACACUUAAGUAUUUUAGAGUUACGCAAUGUAACACCCUAUUAAAGCCCCUGUUUCCUGUUGGGAUAUGUGAUGUCAUAGCAAAAUACUUCACAGCUGUUUUCAAUAAAUUCUCCCUCCUAAUGAAGCUCUCAGCAUCCAAACACACACCUGACGGGUUCAAACUAGUCUUUGCUGUAAGCUUCGUGUCUCUGACAGGAGCCGCUGUAGAAAACAGUUUCUUCAUGUGUACUACUUAUUCAUGUAUUCAUGCCUAGGGCAGCCCUGUCCUCUUACUGCCCUAAACUGUAAGCAGAUGCUACUAAAAACAAGGACUGACUCCACAUGGAGAGUGGGCAUGACCAGAAUAAUCGACUGAGGGGCAGAAAAGACAAGAUGAAGCUUGUCUUAGCAAGCAAGUCUCCAAACACCCUCCAAUUCCCCAGCACUAAUGGCAUAAGUGACCCUUUUACCAUAACACAAGUUACUUUAGUAAUACUAUAACUGUGCUCUAGGCUUUGUAUGUCUGUGUUUGUGUUUGUUGGAGUGUGUGUGAGCGCCAUGCCAACUCAGUAAUCGGAACAGGAACCCAGGCAAAAUAGGAUUCAGCGUGCUUGAUUCCUGGGCUGAAUAGAUGGAGAUUUUUCAUUUAAACAAUCUGCCAGUGCUGCUUGUGAUGUGUCUGUUUCAUGAUGCCUCCUCUCCCAGCCCGCAUGCUUCUAAAAAUGCAAUUUUACACAUCAUCUCGGCUCAAGGUGCAUCCACAAUGCUCAGAGAAGUCUGCAUAUUUAAAGAGACAAUAAUUCUCCCCUGAAUAUAAGGUUCAAGCAGUCACACAGAGAAAGCAUAGAAAAUGAGGUUUCCGGAUAAGGGAUUCUGCAUAGAGGGCGGCACGGUGGUGCAGUGUUUAACGCUGUCGCCUCACAGCAAGAGGCUUCUGGGUUCAAACCCACCGGCCAGCUAGAGCCCUUCUGUGUGGAGUUUGCAUUGCAUGUUCUCCCCCUUGCCUGCGAGGGUUCUCUGCGGGUACUCCGGCUUCCUCCCGCAGACUAAAAACAUGCAGGUUAGGUUAAUUGGUGAAUCUAAAUUGCCCGUAGGUGUGAGUGUGAAUGGUCGCCUGUCUCUACGCUGUGAUCGACUGGCGACCUGUCCAGGGUGUACUCCGCCUCUCGUCCAAUGUCAGCUGAGAUUGGCUCCAGCUCCCCCGCGACCCUCUAGAGGAUAAGCAGUAAAGAUAAAUGGAUGGAUGGACUCUGCAUAGAUAGGAGUUUGUAGUGAUGUGUAGUACACUGCAGAGAGAGAGAGAGAGAGAGAGAGAGAGACGUGCCGCAAAAGGCAGCGAUUUCCUUUUUCUAAUCGCAAAUCGCCCUUUGUCAUCACAUCUGUAUCGUCAGAGGCAUUGAAUAACAUCGUUUUUCUGGACAUCGAUGCUCCGUUACACAAUGCCAACGUGACAUUUGGUGUUAUUUUCACCUUGUGAUUGGAUACUCAUCAUGCCAAAAUAACCAGUGGUAUGUGGUGACAGUUACAGUAUCUAUUUCUUUCUGAAUAAUUUGACUGAAAACCUUUUUUUUUUAUUUAAUCAACUGAUAUUUCUUUUUCAACAUGUGCCAACUUUUUUUAAAACAUAGUUCUCACCAUGAUGACAGAAUAACCCUGUGUUAUCUUUUUUAUUUUAUUUUAUUUGCUUUGUUUUGUUUUUUUGUAUAUUAAAGGGAGUACAGGUCUCUUAUGAGAAAGAUUGUACAGACAUAAAAACUUUUGUUUUUUAGCCAUUGUUUAAUAAACAUUGUUGAUCCAAUUAAAAACAUCAGUCUAUGUAGGAGAUUUUGAUGUGAUUACAAAUGAUAGUCAUGUGGUAUUUCUUAUCUAAAAAUGCUUAAACAUCUUUUGUAAGAUGUAAUUUAUUAUUUGGAUUUUAAAAACACUUUUUGUAAUGAUUCCAUCUAUCAUGUGUUCGCCAUUGCAGAAGUUCCUGCUACAGUGAUCGCUGAGCACCUUUUUUUUUUUUUUUUUUCCUGAAUGACACCUCACACAGCUUUAAAACCGGUUGCCAUUCAAUAGACAAUGCACGGACACCAUGGAAUGCAGUUUCUGAAAUCAUAAGUGUUUAAAUUAUUUUUCUUUUCAUUAAAAAGAAAGCUACAGUGCAGCUAACUUUCAGCUAUUAGAGAAACUUCUACAAUGACAUCAUUCUUCAUCAUCCCUGUAAGUGAUUGUUGUAGUUCUCUCCCAACUCAUCUUUUAGGAUAAUCCCAAGUAUGUGUUUUUAUAGAAAAAUAGAAGGAGAGGUUCAUCAUUUUAGUGUGAAAACAGGCCCUUUAUGUGUUCGGGCCAAUCAUCCCAUCGUCUUUUAGCUUGUAACUAACAAACCUGAAUGAUAUGACUUGUGCUCAUGGUAAUUGUGAGAGAGAGGAGGCAGGGGUAUGAAAGACCUUAUCGAAAACUGCAAAGGUGCCAUUUUGGUGAUGUUUUGGUGGCAAGCGCUUUAAUUAAAAGAAAAGUUUGCAAUGUGACUUACACUCACUGACUUUGCACUUUACCUCACAAGAUAUUCUGCUCAGGCAGAUGAAAAAAUUGUUUGAGAUGUUUGAAUAUGACAUUGCCACUAACAGAGUGAACUAUUUGCAAAGUAUUUCUUUUGGUAAAUAGUUCCCAGCUGCCACAUAACCAAGUCUUUCCUACUUUGCUAGUGCUUACUAUUGAUUUGUGGUAGACCAAUUGCGGCUGAGUAAACAAACAAACACUCACAACGGUUUGACGAAUCCAGUCCAACCUUAAUGUGUAUGCUGCCAUAUCCCUGCCUACCUUCCUUGUUGUCAUUGAGUAUGUUUUAUUGUCUUAAAAACAUUUAUAUUUGUAACAUUUUAAGUUUAUUUGUAUCCUUAAGAACAUGAAAAAAAAAACAAAAUGGUUAUGCACACUGUCCUUCCAUAGAAUAUGUAAUGGAAUAUGAUACUAAAUAAUAACCACUUUGUUAUAUAAACUGAUUUCUGAAAGAUA